Molecule: messenger RNA, 1817 nt
Organism: Manihot esculenta (cassava)
Lineage: Eukaryota; Viridiplantae; Streptophyta; Magnoliopsida; Malpighiales; Euphorbiaceae
Exons: 8
Coding region: 136-1614 (492 amino acids)
Source: RefSeq, a predicted model, not a curated record
AAGCUCAACUAAUGACUAGUAUUCCAGCCUUCCACUAUUUUUUCUUUCAAAAACUCCCACCAAGUUUUUUCGACGCCACUAUUUCUAUUAUUUUCCUCUACACUUGGGCAUCUUCUUCAGUAACCCUACUUCUCCAUGUCGUCGCCGCCAGGCGGCGACGGAGCCGCUACCUGUUCAUCAUGUUUUUCCGGCGAGAAUGGUGGCUUCGAUGGCGACGAUGCCAAUUCGUCUGCUAAUCCUCCCUGUGUGCAAUGCAUGAGAUCGGAUCAUCCUUCGUGCUCUUAUUCUUUGUUGGGGUUUGAUUCGAUUCAAUUAAAGGACUCGGAGAAGCUAUGGAGAAUUAUUACCGCUUCAGCUAAAGGAUUCUCAAUUGGUGCCGGCCUUAAAGGAGGUCUUUCUCUGUUUUCAAUUCUCGCUAGGCUGCGCCGCAGCAGAUUAUCCUCUUCCUUGAGGAAAGUUGAGGUGUUUUCCAAUAGUGAAGCUAUUGCAUUGGCUCUUAAAGAGACGCUAAGAUACGGGCUGUUCCUUGGGACCUUUGCUGGUACAUUUGCUUCUGCAGAUGAAAUUAUUGCUUCUUUGGGAGGCCACUGCAGGACUGCAAAAUGGAGAGCAUUAUUGGCUGGAUUAAUUGCUGGGCCCUCUAUGCUUCUUACGGGGCCGAACACGCAGCACACAAGCUUGGCGAUAUACAUACUUAUGCGUGCUUCUGUAUUGGCGUCACGUUGUGGGGUUAAAAGCAAACGGUUUGGGAAAUAUUGUAAAGCUCUGACUUGGAAGCAUGGAGACAUAUUCCUCAUGUGUCUUUCUUCUUCUCAAAUUUUGUCAGCUUACAUAUUGAAGCAAGAGAGUCUGCCCCCCUCAUAUAAGUCCUUUCUCAAUAAACAUGGUGGGAAAGAUCCUGUUAUCUUGCAAGGAGUGAAGGACAUAGCAAGUGGCUUGCCUUUUACAAAUUUGGGUUUAGUAGAGAAAUAUUACAACUCUACAGGUGUUAACAUUAAACUAGAUCCAGAAAUGAAAAUCCCCUGUUCGAUCAUACAUGGAAAUCAGUCAUGUGGUGAACAUGUUGUUUCUUUUUUUAUUCAAGCGUACAAAAGAGCUCUCCCUGUAUAUCUCCCUGUAUAUUUGAUUCCUGCAUUGAUAGUUCAUCGUCAAGGCCUCUUGAAAAGGCCUUGCAACAUAUUGGGGAAGGGUCUUCUUGGUACUGCAAGAUCAAGCUUGUUCCUGUCCACAUAUUGCUCAUCUGCCUGGAUGUGGACAUGUGUGCUUUUUAGAACCUUCAGGAGAUGUAACAUUCCAAUGGUGGCAUUGGGGACGUUCCCCACUGGCCUAGCCCUGGCAAUCGAGAAAAAAAGCAGGCGGAUCGAGAUCUCACUCUACUGCCUUGCACGUGCAAUUGAAAGCUUCUUCACAUGUAUGGCCGAUGUUGGCUACUUGCCGCAGGCAAAGAAUGUGAAAAGAGCCGACGUGGUGAUCUUCAGUAUCUCAACAGCUAUAAUCAUGCACUGCUAUUCACAGGAAAGGGAAGUGUUCCGGUCCAAGUACCUUAAUGUUCUUGACUGGGUGUUCGGUGUACCUCCUCCCCCUGGUGAAACGCCACGACGCAAAGAGAAUUGAAAGCAACUACAAGGCCUUUAAAUACAUCAGGAGGCUCGCAGGUUUCUAAUUUAGAUUUUCCCAAAAUAAUUACAGCAAUUGUUUGUAUCAUAGAAUUUUUAUUUUUAUUUUUUUUUUGAAUCAAAUCAUAGAAUUUUUAUUGACACUCUUUUUCUUCUUUACUGAACAUAUGAUGUGCCUGAAAGAAAGCAGCACUUGAAGCC